Messenger RNA from Erigeron canadensis, 861 nucleotides. RefSeq lists its product as uncharacterized. Lineage: Eukaryota; Viridiplantae; Streptophyta; Magnoliopsida; Asterales; Asteraceae. Bases 81 to 656 code for a protein of 191 amino acids. The record is from RefSeq and is a predicted model, not a curated record. The transcript has a single exon.
UCAAUCUUGAUUGUGUUACUUGUUAAUUCAAAUGGGUCUAUAAUAUUCAUACUUCAAGUAGUAGUCAAGACCAUCAUCAAAUGAACAUGACUAAAGUAUCCAAGAAAACACCUAUAUUAGAUUGUGAACAAUCUCCAUCAGCUUUGAUAGAUUUGAUCAUACUAAUCGCGGUUAUCGGUUCUUGUGGAUUUUUAUUGUACCCCUAUGUAACGAUUUUAUUAUCCGAAACACUUGGAAUUAUUAAAACAAUCAUGUCUAUAGUUCAUCAAGAAGUUUUAAGUGAUCCAAUAAUUUAUGAGUGUUUAGCAACCACCAUUUUGGGUACAUUAUUAGUUGUGUUGGCAAUAAUAUUAUGUAGAAGUAAUUAUAAAUGCGGGAAACCGGGUUGUCGUGGGCUGAAAAAAGAGAUCGAAUUCGAUAUCAAGGUUGAAACAGAAGAAGAAUGUAUCAAGAAUUCAGAUUCUUUAGAUAAGGAAUUGAAGAAAGGGUUGUUUGAAUUUCCAAAAGAUUACCAUAGGGAAUUAGAAGAUGAAUUAAAGAAGAUGGCACCUCCUAACGGUCGAGUGGUUCUUGUUUUUCGGGCUAAGUGUGGGUGUCCGGUUGUUCGACUUGAGGCUUCUGGUCCUAAGAAGAAUAACAGAAAGAUGAAGAGGUAAAAUAUAUGUGAUGAUUAGCAUUUGGUUAGAUACAAGUUUGAGGUUUAGGAAUAAGGUGAGAGUUGAUAUUUAUUAAUUCAUCUUUCCUUUCUAUUUAACAAUUUUGGUAUACACAUGCAUCUUUUUAAGAAUUUAAUAGUUUCAUAGACAUACAGUUUGUAUUUCACAGAUGUUCUUCUGAUUUGAUUUUAUAAACUUGGUGAUC